Molecule: messenger RNA, 2208 nt
Organism: Pecten maximus
Lineage: Eukaryota; Metazoa; Mollusca; Bivalvia; Pectinida; Pectinidae
Exons: 1
Coding region: 1-2208 (735 amino acids)
Biological process (GO): proteolysis
Molecular function (GO): aspartic-type endopeptidase activity
Source: RefSeq, a predicted model, not a curated record
AUGGAAGGUCAACUUAACCUUGGAGAAGUUGACACAGGUGCUGAUGUCACCGCCAUACCAGAAAAUACUUUUCAAAAGUUAGGAACAUUGAAGUUAAUGAUGUCAGACCGCAUACUGAUAGGGCUUGGAAAGACUCGUCUAAAUGUCGCAGGUAAGUUCAUUGGAGAACUGAAAUCGGAGAAGUCCAAGACCUCGACAGAGAUUUAUGUCGUCAGAGGGUUAAGCAAGCCAUUACUAGGGAGACCAGCUAUUGAGAAGCUUGAUAUGGUGAAACAUGUAGCUUCUGUCCAGUCAGAAGAAUAUGUCGCGAAAUACCCUACACUUUUUAAGGGACUUGGAAAACUAAGCGGAGAAAAUGAGAUAAAGCUUAGAAGUGACUGCAAACCAGUUGCAGUGUCAACACCUAGACGUAUACCACUACCGCUUUUGGACAAAGUGGAGGCAGAGCUAAAAAGGAUGGGGAAAAUGGGUGUUAUAUCGCCUGUUGAUGAACCAACAGACUGGUGUGCGGGCUUAGUUGUGGUUCCAAAGAAAAACAACACUGUGAGACUGUGUGUGGACUUGACUCAACUCAAUAAGUCUGUGAGAAGGGAAAAUCACCAACUACCCAGUACAGAAGAUACCCUACACAAGUUGACUGGUGCAAAGGUGUUCUCAAAACUUGAUGCUAACAGUGGGUUCUGGCAAGCACCACUCGCGCAGUCAUCGAGAUUACUAACAACAUUCAUAACGCCAUUUGGACGAUACUGUUUCAACAGACUGCCAUUCGGAAUCACGUCAGCAUCCGAGUAUUUCCAGAAACGCAUGCAGGCACUACUCACAGGGCUACCAGGGGCACUGUGCCAAAUGGAUGAUAUAUUGAUUUUCGGAGAAACUCAGGAAGAGCAUGAUGUGAGACUCCAGAUUGUACUAAGGAGACUUGUUGAAGCCGGAAUCACUCUCAACAGCGAUAAGUGUCAGUUUUCAAAGGACAGAAUUAUCUUUGUUGGUCAUGUGAUUGAUGCCUCAGGAAUCCAACCUGACCCCAAAAAGGUUGAGGCCAUUGUCAACUUCCAAGCUCCAACCAAUGUACCAGAGUUACGACGGUUCUUAGGUAUGGUAAACCAAAUUGGAAGAUUUACUCCCAAUCUCGCAGAGCAUAGUAAGCCUAUUCGAGAUCUACUCCAGAAGGAAAGCUCGUGGAUUUGGGAAGAUCCACAGAUACAGGCAUUUGACCGUAUCAAGAAGGAACUCAGUUCUACACCAUUGUUAGCCUUAUGUGACCCAAAGGCUUGUACCAAGAUCUCUGCCGCCGCAUCAUCAUUUGGAUUAGGUGCAGUCCUUCUUCAAUGCCCUGAAGGAAGUGGAGACAAAUGGAAACAUGUUGUGUAUGCAUCAAGAGCAAUGAGCAGUACAGAACAGCGUUAUGCCCAAGUAGAGAAAGCUGUCAAAUGGGCAUGUGAAAAAUUCGCCGAUUUCAUUAUUGGGGUGACAUUCCAAAUAGAGACUGACCACAAACCCUUCGUAUCUCUUCUGGGAUCAAAAACAAUGUCAGAUUUGCCACCAAGGAUCCAGCGUUUCAGAAUGAGGCUGGCGCGAUACCAAUACGAAGUAAACCAUGUUCCCGGAAAGUUUCUGUACACUGCCGACACUCUUUCGAGAGCACCACUGCAAAGUACGACAGUAGAGGAAGAAGAGUUUCAGAAUGAUGUUGAGGCCUUUGUUGACAGUGUUAUAAAAUCAUUACCAGCCAGUGAAAAGCGUUUGGAGGAGCUACGUAGAGCAGUUCACGAAGACAGCGUGUUAAGUGUAAUCGUGAAAUAUUGUCACGAUGGCUUGCCAGGGUUCGAACAACCAUCUACAAACAUCGCGACGCGACCGUAUUGGCAAGUUCGAGAGGAGUUAUCUCUAUGCCAGGGAUUGUUGAUGCGUGGAAACCGUCUGAGAGCGGAAAUGCUUCAGAGGAUACACGAGGGCCAUCAGGGCAUCGUAAAAUGUCGUGAACGUGCGCGAAAUUCUGUAUGGUGGCCAAGAAUCAAUCACGAGAUCGAGGACAUUGUGAGAAACUGUACAGUAUGUGUCAAACAGAAAACUGACCAUGCUGAACCCUUGAGACCAACUGACUUUCCAAAACGACCUUGGCAGAAGGUUGGCACUGAUCUAUUCCAAAUAAAGAACGCGAACUACUUGCUCGUUGUCGAUUACUUUUCGAGAUACACUGUAUAUUGA